CUUUAGGCGGAGAAGGACUCGGGUUCUGGAACUGUUUCUGCUAAACAGCCUACACCACCGCCUAAAUCGAUUGUGGGUAGUCAACAUUGAUUUCACUGAUGGACACUGUUUGACUUCGCUCCCGGCACGUUGUUGACGGUCGCUGUGUGUCAAACUUGCGCAUGCGCGCACCAUGGCUCACAAUGCUCGCGUCAUCCUGCCUAGUUCAUUACUGGCUUCUUAUGAGAAUGGAUCCGAGCUUAAGAGAAAGGGGGCUACCAGCCAGUCGCAGCACAGCAAGGGGAUUUUACUAGCCAAUCCCAGCGCUGGAGGGGGAUUCUUAUUAGCUCAACCCGGCGCAGGAGACGGAUACUACUAGCCAGCCCGAGCACAGGAGGCGGAUAUUUCUGAACAAUCUCAGGGCAGGAGGCGGACACCUUUAGCCAGUCCCAGCGCAAGAGGUGGAUAAUACUAACCAGUUCAAACUCAGAAUGAGAAAUAUUAUUAGGCGGGACAGUGUUAGCCAAUCAUAGUGCAGAAAGCAGGCUCGUACAAGCCAGUAGAAGAACAUUACGGCCAUAUUACAAGCCAAUCCCAGCGCACGAGGCUGCGCGCAAUCAGUCAAUCUUUUUGCACGGAGGCGGGGUUUGCCGGAUUACGGGUGGGGGAAAAAUAGCGUGAGAGUGAGGGAGGGGUUGGUGUCUGCUUUCCGAUCCCGUGUGUAAAUCUUGUGCCGGUGGAAUUUUUAAAUCCUCUGCUCCGACUCGCCAUUGGUGCUGAAGGUGAGGAGGAGGCGGGAGAGGAGGGGGCUGUUGCAUGGAGAUAUUGUUUACUUUAAGUUUAUGACGGAGGCUAACGGAGAGUCAGCGUCGGUGCAGCCAGGACCAGCUAGGGCUCUGCGCUGGAGAGCGGGUAAAAACGUUAAAUUAAUGAGAGAGGAGGAGCCGGGCUCUCAUUCGUCUGCGGAUAAAGGGAUGUGGAGUGGAGCUUCGGUGUGAGCUCUCCUCUGCCUUCUUCUAGCGUAGGGCUCGUUUGUUUUUGACCGGAGAGAGUUGUUGCCUCUCGCUGCACGUUCUGGGUUCAGCAGGGACCUUUCGUGCCAAGCACAAGGUUUCGACAUGCAAACCCUUCUUGCCCCUUGGCUCCCAGGUGCUGCGUAGGAUCCCGGAGCACAUCAGGUUGGACUUCAUUGUUAUUUAAAUUCCUUCUUUAUAAACUCUCCACCUGGACAGAGUCUUUGUCUUUUGCUCUUCGUGUGCACGAAGCCUGGGUCGGUUGCAUAUGCCAAGAAGACUUCUGCUGAAUAUACCAGCCUACUUUUGGAUGCAUAGGCUCUAGGAAAACAAGAUGCAUCCGGAAAACAGCAGUAGCAACGCCGCUGGGAGCAGCCAAGAAUGCACCGGUUCGCCGGAGCCCGGGGAAGGGGGUGCAGAGAGCCGUGCGGAGGCGGUGUCCACGUCCGAGGUGCAGAGCCAGCAUCCCCCUGUGGAGCAGCACACCGAGAGCACCGAGACGCGUGAACACGGGGAGGAGGCAGAGAGCAAAACCAAGCUAGAUGACUGCGCGGUGCAGCUGAUCCACGCCGUUGGGUCCGAAAAGGGGCAAGCAGCCACGCCACCGCCCCCCGUGCCCACGACCGCACUGCCAGGACCCGCGUUCGCUCCACCCGAGGGCGGCUUCGGCUGGCUGGUGGUGUUCGCUGCGACCUGGUGCAACGGCUCCAUCUUUGGCAUCCAGAACUCUUUCGGGAUCCUGCACAUGAUGCUCGCCGAGGAACACGCAGAUGCUAAAGACCAGACGUCCCAGUUUAAAGUGGCGUGGGUUGGGGCCUUGGCAAUGGGGAUGAUUUUUUUCUGCUCUCCCGUGGUCAGCAUGUUCACGGAUCAUUUCGGCUGCAGGAAGACGGCCGUGGGUGGAGCCUUUGUCGCCUUCCUCGGACUCCUGAGCAGCUCGUUCGCCACGACCUUGGGUCUACGUUACUUUACCUAUGGCAUCCUGUUUGGCUGUGGAUCCUCCUUUGCCUUCCAGCCAUCUUUGGUUAUUUUGGGGCACUACUUCCGCCAGCGCCUGGGCCUGGCUAAUGGAGUGGUCACCGCCGCCAGUAGCAUCUUCUCCAUGGGACUGCCUGUUCUACUCAAGAAGGUUGUGGGGCCACUUGGCCUUUGCAGAACCUUUCAGAUCCUGAGCCUGUUCAUGCUGGUUCAGUCGGUGCUGGCCCUCACUUUCAGGCCACUGCUCCCCAGUGGCACAUGCCCAAUGCCAGGUAUGGGGCCAGAUGGAGGGCCCCCGGGGCAGCCUGGAGCGCCAGGCUCUGUCUCUGGGAGCCGGUGGCAAAGGAGCCUGCUGAAGAUAAGAAAGUAUUUUAACGUGCGUGUCUUUAGCGUGGUGACCUAUCGUGUGUGGGCAUUCGGGGUGGCCACGGCAGUGCUGGGAUACUUCGUACCCUAUAUUCACCUGAUCAAGUUUGUUAAGGAGCAGUUUGAGGAGACACAAAGGGAGUGGGUGCUGUUGGUCUGUUUGGGGGCUUCUUCAGGAGUUGGACGUCUGCUCUUUGGAAAAGUGGGCGAUCUCAUCCCUGGAGUGGCAAAAAUUUACAUGCAGGUAGCCUCGUUUAUGGUCCUGGGUCUGAUGUCAAUGAUGAUCCCGCUGUGUAGAGUAUUCGAGGGGCUGGUGGUGGUGUGUGUGUUCAUGGGGCUGUGUGAUGGCUGUUUCAUUACCAUCAUGGCUCCCAUCGCCUUCGAGUUGGUAGGGCCCAUGCAGGCAUCCCAGGCUAUUGGCUACCUACUGGGCCUCAUGGCUGUACCAAUGACGGCAGGCCCUCCUAUUGCAGGUCUUCUUCAUGACUACUUUGGGAACUACCAUGUGGCAUUCUAUCUGGCCGGCGUGCCCCCGAUUGUUGGGGGUAUUGUGCUGUUUUUUGUCCCAUUGGUGUACAAGCGUCUUCAGAAACGCCAGGCCGAAGCCUCUGACCCCAGCACAGACCGGAUGUUGAAAAGCUGCUCCAAUGGAGACAUGCUGCCUGGAUACACGGACAUGGAGACACACAUAUAAGCCUCGUACCUACACAAAGUCAUAGGAGAAGAGACCUGCACAUCUAUGAAAACCUCCCCAGCCUCCCGUCACCCCCCCCACCCCAUUCUUCCCCCAAGCGUUGAGGAAUUCUGGAAAGAAGGCUCGGAAACCCCUCCAUCUUCUGUGGUGUUUCCAGAAGGGAGCUGAGUGAUAUUCGCCUACACAUUACAAGGUUUGAGGCCCAAAAAAAAACAUUUGCAAACAGCAAAAAGGAGCAUGCAUCACACAGUCCGAAACACUAUGAGUGGUUUUAAAUCAGAGGAAAAUUAAAGUCCUCCAUGAUUUUACCCAAGAGAGUCUAAAGUCUUCACAGCAUGGAAAGAAGGGGUUGCUGUGUAGAAGAAGAGAUUUUCAUUCCCCCAAAACACUUUUUGAAGAUAUUUCCCUGUUGUUUUAUUUCUUUGUUUAAAACUUAAAUUUUUAUGCUUACAUAUAGGUUUUUAUUUUUUUUACAAAAUGUGGUAUCUCCUCCCCAGUCGUGGCUUUUCUGUUCCUUCUGUUGUUCAUGCAGUUCUCUGCUAUGGACUUUGAUGACCUCUCAUGUGGUUUUGGGAUUAUAUGAAACACCAUUGCCGCUACAGUACAUGCCACAUUCAAAUGUUGCAGUAAAACCGCUUUUUUAACCCCUUAAACUGCCGCAUUCUCAUAACUCUCAUAACUUAAAAAUUAGUUACAGAACAAUAGUUUCACAGUAAUGAAUAGUAAAUACGUAGUAAUAAAUCAUAAGUUUACUACUUAAUAAAAAGUUUAAGGGGUUAAAUGCGGACUUGGAAAGAUGAUUUUGUAAGCUAAUUCUUCACAGAUCGCUGCAAACCUCAGCCAAGGGUUUUACUAUGCAGUAACGAAACUCUGUCAAACUGUGCUGAUUUCUUUAGAGCCAGUCAGUCAAUUGCAACACUUGGUGCCAGUGAGCUAUGAUAAUAUAGCCUUAAUUCAUUCUUUAUGGGACCUACCAUAUUUCAUAACCUGUUCAGUGAUUAGGUUAAGCAACAACAGUCAUAGCCUUCAUAGGACAAAACAAUCACUACAGAUGCAUCAAUUGUGAGAUUUAUAUGAUUUUAUUUGAUUUCUUUGUAUCUGAUUUUAUCAGCUUUUGUUUAUUUGUGUGCAAACAAAUAACAACAGCUUAUAUAUUGCAGUAGGAGCAAAGCCUUCUUAAUGAUUUUGAGGGUUCCUGCUCAUUCUUGAUCAGUAAAAAGCAAAUAGAGCUGCUUUUUUAUGUUUGGGGAGCAAAAAAUGAAAUUUAUUUUAAUGGAGCAACAGAGGAGGAGUUGUGUUGUGUCUUGCAAAGACAAUCAGAGAGAGAGAUUAAAUGGGUCUGUGUAUGAAUGGAGAUUCUGGAGAUAGACAGUGAUUCAUUCAUGACUCAGCAAAAAUGUACGGGACAUGGAUUGCUUCUGGCAUUGUGAUAUUUUAGUGUUACACAGUGUCCAAAGUGGACAGUUUGUAGGUCAGUAUUUAUGCUGUUCGAGAAAUGAUUUUGGAAUUUCUUUAAGAUAUUUUGUUGUGCCCUCUUUUAGGUUCUUUUUUUCUGUUCAUGCUUGGCUUCUAUUUUAUUUUCAUCACACAAAUUAAAUGUGAAAUUCUUUCAUUGGUCAGAAAAACAUCAGAAAUAUAACUUUCUUUCACUUCCUCAUUAAUCACAUACAGUGUAUUAUCAUUGGCCAUUAUAAUCAGUGUCAGUAAAUGUCACUGAGUUCUUUCAUUCAGAUCUUCAACAUUACUGGCCACUGUGAUGUUGUCAUGGACACCUGUCUGUUAGGCUGGCUUUACAAAGUGAAACUUCUGUGCAACUUCAAUCACUUGAAACCUGCAUGAAACUAAAUUUAAACGAAAGUUUCUGGCAACGCACUUGAAACCUCUUUGACACUCACAACAGUUGCAACUGUCUCAAAUUUGUGAAAGUUUCAUUAAAACAGCUAGUCACACCAGUAAUGUAAAAUGUGAUCACGUCAGACCAGGCAUUUGCACAAACAGACUGCCAGGAGGGCUUCAGCCCCUGCCCUUUUGCCCUCACACUGCACAAGUGCCCUCUUGUUCACUAUGUAUACUAAUUGUAUUUUAUAAUGCUUUCAUUCUGUUCAGGAUCCUUUUCACUGAGGCACAGCUGGCUUAGCCUCAUCCCGAGAAUAGAGCUAGUGCAUCUGUCUGGGUUCCAUGUGCUUCCACAUGCUCUCGAGUGCUCCCCCCUCAAAUUUCACCACAGUCAAUUCUAAACUUUCAUGGAUGUAUGCAUCACUGCAGCACUGAAAAUCCUGCUGAUAAAGCACCAAAAAUAUCUGCUGGUAGUCUGAUAUAUCAUGAUCUACAUAGCUAGGUUAAUAAAUUCCCUUCUCUUGACAUAAAUUUAAUUUAAAGAUGCAAAUUUAGACUAACACAUUGCAGAUCAUUUUUUAUAGCCAGAAUGAUACAAUAUAUAAAAAAAAUACUAGCUAUGAAUGGAAUAAUCAAAUGUUUUGUGUGACUUUGAUCAUUUUUGAAUUGCUGUGUGUAACUGUUGUAUAGAAAUGAUGUUUCAUGCAGUUCACAGUCUGCAACUAGUUGCAUGAAGUUUUCACCAUGUGAAGGGAGCCUUAGAGCUAUGCAUCCUUAAUUAGGAUUGGUCUGCUGCAUACACGCCACCUGAUCACUGGUAUAAGGAUAAAAAGCCAAGAGUCAGUCACGAUUUAAACCAAAUUGCCUCAUUAGCUCCUCUUCAGGUUUAUCCAUGAAACAGUGCUGAUGUUCCUCAACUACUGGAACCACAUACCUCUAGAGUAGACUCUUAAAAGGAAACUGGUUGAUAAAAUGACGCAGAAUGUUUGAAGACUGAUUGAGUUUUGAUCUAUUGGUUGAAGGACACUGUAGUGUUACACUGAAAAAGUGAAUUGGUGAAAAAAAGGCUUUUUAAUAGGAACAACACAAGGACACACAUACCUCAGAAAUCUACUCGCUAAGAUAUAUACUGUCAGUUUUACAAUCGUUGUGCACUUCAGUCCUUUUGCAUUUACCCGCUAGGAUUCAGUAAUUGCAGUAAGUGUGAAGAGUUCGAGCCUCAAAGCAAAUGAUCCUCAGUACAAGCAUCUCUUUCUCUUUCUUUCCCUGUGUUCUCUUUUUCUCUCUGCCUGCAUUGAACUGUUAUCAGUGGGGAAACCCUGAACAGAUCCUCUUUUAAACAGUCUCUCUUUUUACUGCGAGUAGAAAUAGAUGUAGCCAUAGUGACAGAUCUGUUGUUUAUGGUGCCAUUUGUGUCUGGUGUGUGUGUGUGUGUGUAUGUAUGUAUGAGUGAUCCCCAAUGGCAGUUUCCACUUUGUAAUCUUUCAGAACCUCAGGGAUUGCGCUUUGAGAGUUUUUUCUUCAUGGUUUGUCACAUUCCAUCCUCACUGGGCCAGUUUUGAAGCGUUCAUUUCAGCACACGCUAUGAUGGUACAGCUGCUUAGUUGCAGACUGGCAUUUGAAUGUUGAAAGUGAUGACCUGUAGAUGGAUCAGAGUCAUUUUGUGCAAGAUUUCAGCACCAUUUCUUUCCUUGUGCCAUAACAUCAGCUGAGCGUUUCCCAGCCCUUGUAAUUACCGUCUCUUGUCGCCAUAGUUACAGAAUGUUGCAACCUAGCUCGGUUUGUCUUCCAUAAUUUAACAUAAUGUAGUUUCCGCCAAACCGUAUGUGUGUGGAUGUAGUUGUGUGUCUGUGUGCGUGCACCUAAUUUCAUUUACUUAUCCUCUGUCUUUCGUGAUUUGUUCCACAUUCUGCAGAUCAUAAGCAUAUGACGUUUUCAUUUUCAAAGUGUGACAGUGCGUUCAAUUCCAUAAUGAAACUUUACUCUCUUCUUACCUAAUAUGACUGGCUUAUUUGUUUCCUAUUUCAAUCAGUCAAGCUUUGCAAAUCAACAUACAGUGUGAUGCAUAAGUCAGAGAGCACCCUUUAUUUAUUUCCAGUCUAAAUGUCCAUUAAGUACAAGUUAUUCAUUUUUCAGGAGAUGUUUCUGAGGUUAGUAGGCUUGCCACAAUUGUUACAAUACUGCCUUAUCACAGUGAUUUGUGCUGACAGCAAUUAUUUUCCUCACUUGUUGGCUUUCACAGUCACGUGUUUAUUAACAUAUCAUAGGUCUUACGAUCACGACAAAGGUUCUAACGUUUAACUGGUGCUAUACAACCAUUAGAGUGUGACGAGUAAUGUUUAUUUGGUGUUUGUUAACACCUUUAGAGGGCGCGCACACACACACACACACACACACACAUUAUCUAAGCCGCUUAUCCUUCUGGUUCGAGGGGGGUGCUGUAGCCUAUCCCAGUGGUCAGUGGGCGGAAGGUAGGAAACAGGUCGCCAGUCCAUCGC
This is a messenger RNA of Colossoma macropomum (tambaqui), 7364 nucleotides long. RefSeq names its product solute carrier family 16 member 2 (gene slc16a2). Lineage: Eukaryota; Metazoa; Chordata; Actinopteri; Characiformes; Serrasalmidae. The transcript is spliced from 7 exons. Gene Ontology annotation, biological process: transmembrane transport. The record is from RefSeq and is a predicted model, not a curated record. Bases 1327 to 3030 code for a protein of 567 amino acids. Gene Ontology annotation, molecular function: monocarboxylic acid transmembrane transporter activity; thyroid hormone transmembrane transporter activity.